AUGGCGGGAAAAAUGGUUCUUUAUAAACUGGUGGUCCUCGGUGACGGUGGUGUCGGUAAAACAGCUUUGACAAUUCAGUUAUGUCUACAACAUUUCGUUGAAACUUAUGAUCCGACAAUUGAAGACUCGUACCGAAAACAAGUCGUCAUAGAUGGCCAGGCUUGUAUGUUGGAAGUAUUGGAUACCGCUGGCCAAGAAGAAUACACAGCCUUACGAGACCAGUGGAUUCGAGAUGGUGAGGGUUUCGUACUAGUUUAUAGUAUUUCGUCUCGGUCGUCAUUUUCCCGAAUCAAGAGAUUUCAUCACCAGAUUCAACGGGUAAAAGAAUCAUGCUCGGCAUCACCCACCUAUCCUGGCUCGCCGAUAUCUACAAUAACGCCCCCAAGUGCGGUACCGAUUAUGCUAGUUGGUAAUAAGAGCGACCGAGUAACGGAGAGAGAAGUGUCGACCCAAGAGGGUCAUGCUCUAGCGAGGGAAUUAGGUUGCGAGUUCGUCGAAGCAUCGGCUAAGAACUGCAUAAAUGUUGAGAAGGCUUUCUAUGACGUCGUUAGGAUUCUACGCAGACAGCGACAACAAGCAUCUCGGCCGAUGCCGCAAACCGGCCGCCCACGACCUCAAAAUGGAGAAGCUCCCCACAGGGAACCUGGGGAUAGGUAUAGGAGGAACCGCCGAGGUGGAGGUGGAAACGGAGGACGCUGCGUCAUAUUAUAG
Molecule: messenger RNA, 711 nt
Organism: Daldinia childiae
Lineage: Eukaryota; Fungi; Ascomycota; Sordariomycetes; Xylariales; Hypoxylaceae
Product: Protein ras-2
Exons: 2
Coding region: 1-711 (236 amino acids)
Biological process (GO): signal transduction
Cellular component (GO): plasma membrane
Molecular function (GO): GTP binding; GTPase activity; GDP binding
Source: RefSeq, a predicted model, not a curated record